Messenger RNA from Knipowitschia caucasica, 669 nucleotides. The record is from the annotation of a GenBank genome assembly. NCBI's taxonomy places the organism in Eukaryota, Metazoa, Chordata, Actinopteri, Gobiiformes, Gobiidae.
AUGUUGAUGUUUUGUUUCUGCUCCGUGUCGCCGAACGAUGUGAUCUGGUUUCGCUCAGUCGUGUUUUUUUGGGUUCCCGCUGGUCUCUUGGUGCUUCUACCCGGUGGUGUGCUGCUUGUCGACCCUGUGCCUCCGGUGUUUCUCCGGAAUCGUGAGAUGAUGGAGGACUUUGAUGAGAUCUACGAAGAGGAGGAGGAGGAGGAAGAAGAUGAAGACAGGGCCGCAGAGGAGCAGCUUCUCAAAUACUCCCCAGACCCCGUGGUGGUUCGCGGAUCUGGACAUGCCACCGUAUUUGGACUAAGUAACAAAUUUGAAGCAGAAUUUCCGUCAGCACUCACUGGAAAGGUGGCACCAGAGGAAUUCAAAGCCAGUAUUAACCGUGUGAACAGCUGCCUGAAGAAAACGUUACCUGUGAAUGUGCGGUGGCUCCUGUGUGGCUGCCUCUGCUGCUGCUGCACAUUAGGCUUCAGCUUGUGGCCCGUCAUCUGCCUCAGCAAAAGGACCAGGCGCUCUUUAGAAAAGCUGUUGGAGUGGGAGAACAACAGACUUUAUCACAAGUUGUGUUUGCAUUGGAGACUAAGCAAAAGGAAGUGUGAAACUAACAAUAUGAUGGAAUAUGUAAUACUCAUAGAAUUCCUGCCCAAAAUCCCCAUCUUCAGACCGGACUAG